This is a messenger RNA of Drosophila nasuta, 1347 nucleotides long. Its product is annotated as seipin-like. The transcript is spliced from 3 exons. Gene Ontology annotation, biological process: lipid storage; lipid droplet organization. The record is from RefSeq and is a predicted model, not a curated record. Lineage: Eukaryota; Metazoa; Arthropoda; Insecta; Diptera; Drosophilidae. The coding region runs from base 1 to 1122 and encodes 373 amino acids. Gene Ontology annotation, cellular component: endoplasmic reticulum membrane.
AUGAACUUCCUGCUGCGUUUCAUAAUAUUCUGCUGCGAUCCGCUGGGCCUGGGUCGUCGCUUCUUUGUGCGACCCGCAGUCAAUCUUACGCUCAAUGUGUACGAUCGCCUUCGCAGCAAAGCCGAUGAAAAGGUGGACACCUUAAGGGAGCUGGUGUUGCGCCUGGGACUGAUCGCAUUUGCUGUGGUGCUAAUUAUUUGGCUGGCCGUAUUCAUAUAUGCCGCCUUCUAUUAUGUCUACAUGCCACCAAUAUCGCAUACGCGACCCGUUCACAUGCAGUUCAAAACAUGCCUUGAGACAAGUACACCGUGUACCUUUCCACACGCUCAUGUCUCGCUGACGAAGAAGCAACAACUUCUGAUGGUGGGCCAGGCGUACAAGGUGAUUGUCAACAUCGAUAUGCCGGAGUCACCGCAAAAUUUGGAGCUGGGCAUGUUUAUGGUGUGCGCUGAGAUGCGUGACUAUGAUUCAAUGUUGCGCGGACAUUCGUGUCGCUCUGCAAUGAUGCGAUACCGUUCGCCAUUGGUACGCCUGUUUUCCACGUGGGCGCUGAGUCCGCUCUAUGUGCUUGGUUGGAAGGAGGAGUUCCAGAAGGUGCCCGUCGAGAUAUUCUCACAGUAUUUGGAGGAACGCCAGCAUCCCAUUACAGACGUCUAUGUCGAGAUACAAUCACAAAAGAUACAGUUCUACACGGUGACGUUGCACAUCGAGGCGGAUUUCUCUGGACUGCGCUACAUCAUGUUCAAUUGGCCGGUGCUCUCGGCCAUUGUGGCCAUUAGCACCAAUCUAUUCUUUAUAUUGGUCGUUUUUCUGCUCAGCUGGUACCACUGGUCCGAUGCCACCUGGCUCCGUAACAUGCAGAUCCGAUACGCCCGCUUCACCAAUCAGCUGCAGAGCCAAGCCAGCCGGGUGAUUGUCGACAGCACGAGCAGUUUGCGCGAUGAGGAUGAGUCCAGUUAUCACGACUCAUCGAUGGAUAAAUUCGACAUUUCCGAUGUUGGCGAAAGCAGCAGCACCGAUGAUCUCUUGUUGCUGGACAAGUCCACCAAUAGGGCACAUCAGGAGAAAACAUCAGAUGUCCAAUCGCUGCGUCAGCGAAAAGUGAAAGAUCAAGCGUCAUAACACACUCACACACACACUCUCUCUCAGCUUGGAGAUAACACACCCACACCUACAAAUAUACAUAAUCGCCACCGAUAGGCUCUUGUGCCAAAGACUAAUAGGUUUAGGAUUAAUGUAGUUCUUUGCUGCCUCAUGCGGCGGGAUCAGCAUGUACAGCAUUUCUAUAAAGUAUUUGCUUCAGUUUGGCAAUUUAUACAAUAAAUAUGAAAGGUACUUAAUCUUGAA